GCGCUUAUAUAUGCAGCGGCUGGGGGUUUUGCGCAUGCGUCAUCUCGGCGUUCUGCGCGGCACAAAGGAGUUGGGCGGAAACAGUCUAGAAGCGGCGCGGAAGGAACUGAGGAGCCUAAUACGCCGGUCACGGGCGGAGGGAUACGUUUCCAUGGGAACGCCACGAUCUUGCCUGUAAACCCGUGUCUUUCCCCGUGGUGUCCCGCUCCCUCCCCUCCCCUCCCCCUUUUCCUGAACCCUCCUUGUCUUCCUUCCCUUUGCCCUAUCUCUCCUACCCGUUUGUGUUUUCCUCAAUCUAAGGACCCUCAGCGCUCUCAACCUUAGUACAGGUGCAUUGAGACCGGGCUAUGAAAGGCUGUACAAUUUAACCGCUGAUGUUGCAGCCGUUGCCGCCUUUCUGUUGGGGGACCUGGCCUAGUCUGCUACUCAGUGAUCUUUGGGGCUCUUCAGAGGUAAUCGGGAGUUGGCCAAGGUGUAGAAUGCAGAGAACAGGGAAAGGAGACCUCCUUGGUGAAUAAAGCAUGGAUUCUCUCCAGGUUAUACAGCUAUUUAAUGAACAAAUUCUGAGCCUCUGAUUCUCCCAGUCCAGAGAGAUUUCUUUCAUAUCACACUGCCUCGCUAAAGAGACAAGGUCUCACUAUUUUGCCCAGGCUGGAUGGAGUGCGGUGGCAAUUCACAGACACAGUCAUAAUGCACUACAGCCUGGAACUCCUGGGCUCAAGUGAUCCUCCUUCCUCAGCCUCUCAAGUUGCUGGGACUACAGAUGAGAAUAUCCUAAUGCUGCACGUCACAGCUAGUCAUUUGCUUGCAUCCAUUUUAUCAGCAACACCUCAGACCGAGCUUUGUGUGGAAGAAGUGACCCUGGUCAGGAGAUCAGGAGCUACCCUCAUUGCAACCACAUCACUCUACUUCAGAUAUUUUCCAUUUCUAAGAGGGGAAAUAAAUAUGUCACUCACUGUAAGUAAAAGGGAAAAUAAGGAGGUCAAGAUAACUAGGUCACUUAUUCUAAAUAGAAGAGAAAAUGAUCAGGAGGACAGUUUUGAAGAUGCCUAUGAAAUCAUCCCUGCAGCAACAACAAUGAAUUUAGCAGCUUCCUUGGAAGAAUGCACAACUGGAUUAUAUUUAUUUCUCAAUAACAGAUUCUCAGAUGCAGUAAACCUCAUUCAUCCAUGGUCUAAAAACAGUGCAUACCAUGCCCUAAUAUAUAGUAUUAUUAUGGUUGUCAAGGCCAUCCUGACUUUUGAGCCACAGGAUAUAGAGAUUGGAAUGGCCACCACAAAGGAAGCUUUGAAAACUUGUAACAUGUUCCGAAAACCUAGGAUAGUGACUUUGUCUCGUCUAGUGGGUAAACAAGGAAUAAAGGCUAUCACAGAAGAGGAAUUGCAUGCAGAAAUCUGUUAUGCUGAGUGUUUGGUUUUGAAAUCCUCCAUGACAUUUAUACAGGAUGACAGUAUACUUGGUUUUCUUAAAAGUGGGUUCAACAUUGGGUCAAGUUACCAUAUAUACCAAGAUUGUCAACGAGUAUUAGCACAGAUGCCUAACAACCAAAGUAAAGCCCACAAACACCUGGUUGGAGGAAUAAAAUUUGGACUUGGAACAUUCAAUUUGAUGUUAUCACUUGUGCCACCAAGGACACUUAAACUACUCAAUAUCAUUGGAUUUUCUGGUGAUAGAGAGGUAGGUUUGGCUUUGCUUCAUGAGAGUGCCUCUGAAACCCAUAUAAAUAAUAUCUUAAGUGUUUUGACUCUACUCUUUUAUUACAAUUAUAUCUAUGUUGCUUUUGGUGUUGAAAAUGUUUACAAGUCUGCUACAGAGGACCUCUUCCUAAUUUAUCUACGGAAAUUUCCAAACUGUGUCAUACUUAAAUUUUUUCAUGCACGUUCUAGUAUGUUGAAUGGAAAAUUUGAAAAUGCACAGUUAAAAUUAGAAGAGUGCAUUUUUAUUCAGAAUGAAUGGAAGCAGGUUCAUCACCUCUGUUACUGGGAACUCAUGUGGUGCCACAUUUUUAUGCAGGAGUGGAGGCAGGCUUACAACUACGCUGAUUUACUGUCUCAACACAGCAGGUGGUCCAAGGCGAUAUAUAUGUACAGUAAAGCUAUAAUACUGGCCUUGCUUCCUUCUGAUUUUGGGAAAGCAGUAAAUGAGGAUAUGAACUCUCUCUUCAUAAAAGUAGAUAGCCUGAGAAACAAAUUUUUAGGCACUUCUGUGCCAAUAGAAAAGUUUGUUGCUGAGAAAGGUCAGCGCUAUGGUACUACUACAGGCUGGUUUACAGCACAGCCCCUUCUGGAAUUCAUGUAUGCCUGGAGUGGUUUCCGAGUCAUGAGCAAAAAAAUAGACCUUAUUUCACGCUGGCUAUCAAUAAUUAACAAAGGAGAAGAUCUUUUACAAGAGAAUCCAAAUAAAGAGUAUGGCACAGAUGACAUAAGUUUGUUAAAUUUACUGAAAGGUAUAUGCCUAAAACACUUAGGCAGAUAUUUAAGGGCUGAACAUUACUUUAAUCGUGUCCUUCAACAGGAGAAAUUGUUAAAAUAUGACCACUAUUUGGUGCCAUACACUUACUAUGAACUGGGAAUUCUAUACUAUCUAAAAGGAGAUUAUGAUAGUGCAAUAAAAAGCCUCGACAACAUAAAAAACUACAAAGACUAUUCCAUGGAAGCCCGAUUACAGUUUAGGGCUCACAUAGCCCUUGAACAAAUAGCCAAAGAAAAGUGAUCUGAACACAGAGUGUGGUUUUGUUUAGUAUGAUUGAAAUAUCCACAAUCAGCAAGAUAAUUAAAAGGUUGAAAAAUCAUUUCUUUGUGGAAAUAAUUCAAGAGGCAGCUGCCAAGAAUCUGAUCAAUAACAAGUAAGAAAGGAAUUGGCCAUUGCUUUCCCCUCUUUCUUUCUCAUACCUAUACAAUGGAAUGUCUUAGACUGGCAACUGGAGCGAUACAUGUUCUUGAAAAAGAAAAGGCAAAUGAUGUACAUUAUAAAGAAUAUUUUCUCUCAUAUGUUGUACAUUUGAUCAUGUUAGAUAAGGUUUUCAAAACCUAAAAAAUAUUUUUUAACAUGUCACUAAAGUUUGCAACUCCUAAAUAAAAUAGGGGAAGUAGUUACAGUGGGAUCCCAGUGCUCUGUAAAUGUUUUUAUUUAAUUGUUAGAAAAAAUGACUUCAAAAUCUUACUGACAUAUCAAAAUAAUGAUGCAUUGAAUAGCAUGGAUUUGAAUAGUUUUCAUUUUUGUUGGCUUUUUAUACCAGGGAAAAAGCCCCCUGUGUGAUGAGCAGUUUUUUUUUUACCCUCUUUCUGUAGGAAGCUCAAAUACCUGCUUAUGAUUUGCCACAGGAUAAAGAAGAAAGGCUCUUUACCCCCUUUUAUACACUAACUCUUUGAAGAUAAUUGGAGGAGGCUAAGAAGAUAGACCACUGGCUUUAAGAAGACAGUUCAGUUACCUAGUAACCCUCCUUUUAGUUAUCAUCCCUAAAGUAUAAUUCCUGUUAAGACCAGCUCUUCAACAUAAUUAAACCCUUUGUAUCCAUUCAUUGUUAGAGGGCUAAUCUGAGAGUAAACAGCAGCUGUCAGGGGAUGGGGUUUGGGAUUGUUUUACCUACCUAGGGGUAAAGUCAGUCCCUAAUUUCCAGACCCUUAAGUCUGGUUGAGUGUGUCUUCCUUGUAGUUACCCUUUGAUUCAGAAGUUGCUGGGAAAAUUUGGCUUGCUAAAGCACAUCAUCUUAAAUUGGAACAAGAUGAGAAGUUAGUAUUUCAGAUUAGGCAAUGCUUACUUUUAAAAACAUUUUCCUCAUAAAUUAAAAACACACUUUCAAGUGAACAGUU
Molecule: messenger RNA, 3812 nt
Organism: Microcebus murinus (gray mouse lemur)
Lineage: Eukaryota; Metazoa; Chordata; Mammalia; Primates; Cheirogaleidae
Source: RefSeq, a predicted model, not a curated record